UUGCCGAGUUCGACGCGUUCCUGGGUCCACAAGGGAGGCCCUUCACCUCCAACGGUUCAACCAAUCAGCAUCAUCAACGUCACCUCGUUGAGUUUGAGCGCCGGUUUUCGUGCAGCGACGGUUUCUGAUUUUCGCCUUACAAGACACAGCGCUCCACAUUCGUUUGGUGCAGGCAAGCAUGUAAACUGAAAUGGAGGAUUGUAUAAGAAAAACAGUGUUGAGUGAAGAAAGACAAAGAGGAAAAAACAAAAAUAUUACAGUUGAUGUCCAUGUUCUGAGGAAGGAAGAAAAUCAUGAGGUGUUCAUUCAGAAAAUACUUGAAACUUUGAACCUUUUUAGGAACACAAAUUCUGCAAGUCAGAAGGACAAGGAUAGAGGAUACUAUAUUUUUUACUGUAUCCGUUCAGGGAAUCCAAAUGAUGGAAGUUACAAAACUGCAGGAUGUAUGGCUUACACAUCAUUUAAGAUAAAAGAUGAUUGGCUGAGCCACAAAGUCAUUGUGCAACGUACCAGCAAAGAACACAAUGGGCACAAUGCAACUUGUGAAAAAGAAGGACACUUUCAAGCAGUGUGUCCAGAUUUGCGAAAGCAGAUUGAAGAAUGGAUAUCACUGGGUGUGAAGCCAGAUAUCAUUCUACUGGAAGCUCACAAAUGGUCCAGAUCUCGUGGACAUACUGACUUGAACAACCGUCAGUACUUUGUUACUCCAAAGGACAUUGAGAGUAUUCGCACAUGUUUGCUGCGCAGAAGCCAUUUGAAUAAAGAUGAUGCUAUUAGUUCAGCCCAAUUAUUAACUGGUCAAUGCAAGGACAAUGUUGUUUUCUUUCAGCCUUUUACCCAAGAGAAUGAUCUUAUAAUUAUCCUUCAGACACCCAACAUGAGAGAUAAUCUGAACCGACAUGGAAAGAACAUUAUAUUUUUGGAUGCCACUCAUUGCGUCAACCAGUAUAAUUUUCCACUUUAUACACUGGCUAUAAGAGAUGACUAUGGCCAUGGAGUUCCUGUUGCCUUUAUAGUAACAAGCAAUGAAAAAGAGUCAACACUGGGAUUGGCUUUACAGCAAUUUAGGAGAGUGUGUCCUGCACCAAGGUGCUUCAUGGUGGACAAGGACAUGUGUGAGAUAAAUGCUUUGCGGAGAGUCUUUCCAGAGUCAGAUAUCCUUCUGUGCUGGUAUCAUGUUAUGCAAGCUGUUGUCCGUUGGCUUUCAAAAACAGACUCUGGAGUUAGUGGAUUAUCAAAUACUGAUGUCAGGACAGAAAUUGUUUCUUUCAUCAGAAAGAUGAAGCUUUGUACAACAGAACUUGACUUUAAGUCAACAGCUGAACAAUUCCUCAAGAGGUUUGAAGAUAUCCCAGCUCUUUGCUCAUACUUCAAGGAUCACUGGCUGGAAAUAGGAAACAUGUGGUCUGACUUUGGUCGAUGCUACAACCAUGCGGAUUCUGAUACAAACAAUCUUGUUGAAAGUAGAUUUUUCCAUCGCCUUAAAUAUCAGUUUUUGGGUGGCAUCAGGAACCGUAGGCUGGAUGAUCUUAUAAAAAUUAUCCUCAAGAAGACAGAUGGAUACUUCCAGGCCAUUCAAGAUUUGCAGGCAGUUGGAAGAAUGAACAAUGUUUCUUUGAAGUCAGGACAAAUACUUCAAUCAGCAUCACGAUUGAUAGAGAAAGGUUGGCAGAAUAACAUUAAUCUUGUAUCCAACGACAUGUACCUUUAUGAAGUAACAUCAGAACAAACCACUGGUCUUACCUACAAAGUUUGUCCAUCUGAAAGUUUUUGUAGCUGCCCAAUGGGAAUCAGAGGACAUCAAUGUAAACACCUUGUACUUACUGAUUUGCUGCGUGAACAUGAUUCUCAGAAGUUCCCUGCUUUGGAUUUUCAAAUGAAUGCACAUGCUAGUGUAAUUAAGCAAAAUAAACUUUACUCAGUUCUGUGCUUUGACACUAAAGAGGUGGAUGUAAAAAGUUUAUGCAACGAGAGAAUUUACCACACUUCAGCAACAACACUUCAGUGUACCUGUUGUACAUACUCGCAUCAUGAGAAAUGUGCUUGCCUUCUCCUGGCAUGUGAAUUAUUUGAUAUCACGUUAAAAACAGCUGCUACUAUAGAUCAGGACACAUCACAGCAAGUCAACAUGGACACUGCUGCAAACCCCUCAAAAACAGAAAUUCAGAUGUUAAAGGAAAUACUGGAGACUGUGCAAAAAUGGCAGUCAAUUCCCCAGCUCAUUUGCCACCAAAUAAAAGAAUUACACGACACUGUAACAAAUGGCUGCAAGACUGGACCUACGUGUACAGAAAUAAAUGUGGAUUUGACCAGGAAGAUAAGACCAUUGUUUCCACACAGGGCAAAAAACAUGAAACGGAGAUAUGGAAAGAAUUUUAAAAGGCUAAAUACUAAAGCUAAAUACAAAAGUUGAAUGCAAAAAUGAUAGACAUCCAAGAUUUUGCAACAGAAUUUAAACAUGUUUAUUUUGUAAUAACUUCACAUAAAAGCAUGAAGAUAAAGAGACUUCUGUUUAGGUCUAUUGUUGAAAAGUUUUUCAUACAUUUAUGUAUAUAUGUACUUGUUUAAUACUAUUGAUCUGGUAAUGCCAUCUCUACAUUUAAAUUAAGCUGCAUAACCAUGUGAUAUUUAACAACAGUUCACAGUCUGAAUUUGUUUUAUAAAAUCAAUGCACAUCUACUUAAACUGACUGAUUAAAAAUGAGAUGACAACA
Molecule: messenger RNA, 2713 nt
Organism: Triplophysa dalaica
Lineage: Eukaryota; Metazoa; Chordata; Actinopteri; Cypriniformes; Nemacheilidae
Exons: 6
Coding region: 191-2413 (740 amino acids)
Molecular function (GO): zinc ion binding
Source: RefSeq, a predicted model, not a curated record